Messenger RNA from Cololabis saira (Pacific saury), 4191 nucleotides. RefSeq names its product neuroligin 3b (gene nlgn3b). Bases 410 to 2869 code for a protein of 819 amino acids. Gene Ontology annotation, cellular component: cell surface; synapse; postsynaptic specialization membrane. The transcript is spliced from 7 exons. Gene Ontology annotation, molecular function: neurexin family protein binding; signaling receptor activity. NCBI's taxonomy places the organism in Eukaryota, Metazoa, Chordata, Actinopteri, Beloniformes, Belonidae. The record is from RefSeq and is a predicted model, not a curated record. Gene Ontology annotation, biological process: modulation of chemical synaptic transmission; synaptic vesicle endocytosis; neuron cell-cell adhesion.
AGAUCUCUAUGGUGGGCGCUCCAUUAAAACCGUUGGCGCUCCUGACCUUGGCGUCGUGAAUGCGCAAAGCACACAGACUGUGCGAAGCAGCAGAUAAGAGCGAAGAUCUGUUUGAUACUGAAAACCGAGGGGGAAUAUUCCACACACGUCCCUUUGUCUUUCAGCGAGACCCACGGGCAUGGUAUGGGGGAAAUCUCGGGAUGGAGCGCGUUUCAGCUUCUGUAGAAGCAGGUCCAAAUGCACUGCAAUGAGAAGAGGACGCGCCGACGGUCCAUACCUGGCUGAGGUGUACCUGGAGUUGAUAACUGUCGGAGCUGCAGGCACGUUGAGGGAUGUCUGUUUGACAGGCUCGGUGUAAACAGACACAGUGUGCGUUUGUGUUGUGUGAGGGCACCGUAUCGUCCGGACCAUGUGGCUGGCUACGUUCAGAGGCCAUCUGUCGCCGGCACACCUGCUGCAUCAGCAAGGCAUUGCAACCAUCGCCCACUGUGCUCUUCUCUGGUGGAUAUUAUGUCCCUGUUGGUCACUGACCAAAGCCACCAGCCAGAAAUUCUACCCGACCGUGACGACCCAGUAUGGGAAGCUGCGAGGUCUCCGGGUCCCCGUCCCCAGCGAGGUCCUCCGGCCCGUUGAUCAGUAUCUCGGGGUCCCCUACGCGGCCCCGCCUGUGGGCGAGAAGCGCUUCAUGCCCCCCGAGCAGCCGUCCUCCUGGUCAGGCGUCAAGAACGCCACCCACUUCAUGCCCGUGUGCCCUCAGAACAUCCACAACACCGUGCCGGAGAUCAUGAUGCCCAUAUGGUUCACGUACAACCUGGACACGGUGGCCACGUACAUCCAGGACCAGAACGAGGACUGCUUGUACCUAAACAUCUACACUCCCAUAGAAGACGGGAGCCAACACAAGAAAAAGGGGGCGGCUUUCUCACAUGCUGAGAUUCAUAUUUCCGAAGAUAUCAGGGACUCGGAAGCACGACCUGUGAUGGUCUACAUCCACGGAGGCUCCUACAUGGAGGGCACCGGCAACAUGAUGGAUGGCAGCAUACUGGCCAGUUACGGGAACGUUGUUGUCGUCACCCUCAACUACAGAAUUGGAAUAUUAGGCUUCCUUAGUACCGGUGACCAGGCAGCGAAAGGAAACUACGGACUCCUGGAUCAGAUUCAAGCUCUGCGCUGGAUAAGCAAAAACAUCGGCUACUUUGGAGGAGACCCAGGUCGCAUCACAGUCUUUGGAUCAGGAAUCGGUGCUUCCUGCGUCAGCCUGCUCACACUGUCCCACCACUCAGAGGGCCUCUUUCACAGAGCCAUCAUCCAAAGUGGUUCGGCGCUGUCCAGCUGGGCUGUCAACUACCAGCCGGUGAAGUACACUCGCAUGCUGGCGGAGCGGGUGGGCUGCAACGUGCUGGACACGGUGGACAUGGUGUCCUGCCUGCAGAAGAAAAGCGCCAAGGAGCUGGUGGAGCAGGACAUCCAGGCGGCCCGCUACCGCGUGGCCUUCGGGCCCGUCAUCGACGGCGACGUCAUCCCGGACGACCCCGAGAUCCUGAUGGAGCAGGGCGAGUUCCUGAACUACGACAUAAUGCUGGGCGUAAAUCAGGGGGAGGGACUGCGCUUCGUGGAGAACGUGAUGGACCUGGAGGACGGCGUGUCCGGCAGCGACUUUGACUUCGCCGUGUCGGACUUUGUGGACAGUUUGUACGGUUACCCCGAGGGGAAGGACACCCUGAGGGAGACCAUUAAGUUCAUGUACACGGACUGGGCCGACAAGGAUAACCCGGAGACCAGGAGGAAGACCCUGGUCGCCCUCUUCACCGACCACCAGUGGGUGGAGCCGUCGGUGGUGACGGCCGACCUGCACGCCCGCUACGGCUCGCCCACCUACUUCUACGCCUUCUACCACCACUGCCAGAGCCUGAUGAAGCCCGUGUGGUCAGACUCGGCACACGGAGACGAGGUGCCUUACGUCUUCGGCAUCCCCAUGGUGGGCCCCACGGAUCUGUUCCCCUGUAACUUUUCCAGGAAUGACAUCAUGCUCAGCGCCGUGGUCAUGACGUACUGGACCAACUUUGCUAAGAGCGGGGAUCCCAACAAGCCAGUGCCGCAGGACACCAAGUUCAUCCACACUAAGGCCAACCGCUUUGAGGAGGUGGCGUGGUCCAAGUACGACCCCUACGACCAGCUCUACCUGCACAUCGGCCUGAAGCCGCGCAUCCGCGACCACUACCGCGCCACCAAGGUGGCCUUCUGGAAACACCUGGUGCCUCAUCUCUACAACCUCCACGACAUGUUCCAUUACUCGUCCACCACCACCAAGGUCACCCCCUUGGAUCCCACCCAGUCCAACGGUAAGAGAUCCGGGACCACCGGCCGGCCUCCCGCCUCCCCCGGCCACGGCGACGGCGAAGGCGGGAAGGAGAUGGGUCCUCUGAUCAUGCCCAACCCGAGGGAUUACUCCACGGAGCUCAGCGUCACCAUCGCUGUGGGGGCGUCGCUUCUCUUCCUCAACGUCCUGGCGUUCGCUGCGCUGUACUACCGAAAAGACAAGCGCAGUCGCCAGGAGACGUCCCAGCAGCCCAGCCCCCAGCGCGAGAGCAAAGGCAACAACGCGGGCCACACCAACACCAUAGACGAGACCCUGUCGUCCCAGCAGAGGAGCCCGUGCGAGGCCCUUCACAACCCCCUCGACAUGUCGCCCAGCUUCUCCCUCAGCCAGCGCCGCUCCCCCGACGACAUCCCUCUCAUGAGCCCCAACAACAUCACCAUGAUCCCCAACUCCUUGAUGGGCCUCUCCAACAUGAGCCCAUACAGCACCUUCCCCGCCGGCUACAGCUCCGCCGGCCUGCCCAGCACUCACUCCACCACCCGGGUAUAGCUCGGCAGGAGGAGGCCACAUGUAACAUACAUGAAACAUAAAACACGGAGUGUAAAAAAUGUAUUUAGGGUAUGUAGGUAAAGAAAAAAAAAAAUCUAAAGUUCGUUCCUUCUUUUUCAAAGGUGUCCAACCACCGACAUCCUGGCUUUGCUCUCUCAUGAUAGGAAGUCUGACUGCAGAGUCAUUUUGUAAUAAUCAUUUUCAAAGACUGUCCAAAAAAACAAGAAGUGCAUUUCAUUUUCCGCUUUGGCUUUUUUGGGACUUUACCUAGCAAGAACUUAGUAUAAUGUUUAUACAGUUGGAUUUGUAUGGGAAGUUUUUUCUUACUCUGUGAUAUCUAUUUUGCUCUCGUGGAACAAAAGGGACAUUACGGCUCAUGGUGGACAAAGAUGAGUUCUGGGAAAAGUAGAAAAGUAAUAAUAUUGUUACUAUAAUCAAGCUAUUUUAUACAUAUUUCUCAUAUCACAUUGCUUAUUACAGAAAUGUAUUUUUACUGUAACAUGCUUUAAAGCCCUUGUACAUCGCUCACAAAAGGUAUUAACAUGGAAUCACCACGGCAACGGAUGGAAACUGGACACAAAUGCUGGGCAGACAUGGUGAAAAGACGUCCAACUUCUUCAAAGUGUUUCUAACUGGGCGCAGAAAUAUAGCACCUGUGUGUUUGUGUGUGUGUGUGUGUGUGUGUGUGUGUGUGUGUGUGUGUGUGUGUGUGUGUGUGUGUGUGUGUGUGUGUGUGUGUGUGUGUGUGUGUGUGUGUGUGUGUGUGUGGAUGGGGUAAAACUGCGGUUCAAAAAUGUAAAUUAGGCAUCGUCUGAUCUUAACCAUUCAGUUUCUCAUAUGUAGUGUUGUGUAAUUUAUUGUAGUCUACUUGAGUAUCCUUGCUAUAUUUUGGCUUCAUGUGCUCAUGAUUUUUGCAAAGUACAUUGUAGGAAUAUAACUUCUGCUUCACUAUAAACAAAAAAAAAAGACUUAUGACGUGUUUUCCUACUCUAACUAACUCACGGUUCUUUUGGCUUGGCUCAUUUGUACAGAAAUAGGCUGAUAUUUUAUUUGUUGUUUGUUUAUGAAUACUGUAAGGUCUUCGGAGAGAUGACUGUAAUUACAUUGUAAUUGUACGUAUACCCAUUCAUUUAUUCACACUUAAAAGUGAGCUGAAUGAGACUUACAGGACAUCGCUCCGACUUCAAGUGGACCCCGAAUAAAGGUUCAUCCAUAGGGCGUCCUUUACUGAACGGACACGUUGGACGUCAAACUUUGAGAUUUGAGUCCUUUGAACCUAUCAUAACAUUGUUUAAUCUAAACGAGACGGUUAUUAAAAGAUU